AUGAAGCAGGGGGGAGGCACCAUCGACACAAGCGCUUUGUCCAGCGGCCGUGGGCUGUCCACGGGCUCCCCGUCCGUGGCUCCAGUCUGGAGCUCUCCGACAUCAGUGAAGACAACAGCGGGCUCCACCGGCUCCUACAUCCCCAGCUACACCUCGUGGUACCCGAGCACACACCAAGAGUCUAUGCAACAGUCGCAGCUCAUUGAGUUGGGUUGGUUUGGGGUUCGGUCCGUGUUCCAGAGACAACACUGUAAUAGCUGCACUAAAGUAAAGCUUUAUGCGGGGCCCGGAUCGGUGUUCUGCGACAUGCUGAGGGCCUGUCGGAGUGCUGCCUUCAGAAACACGUGGAUGUGA
Molecule: messenger RNA, 354 nt
Organism: Knipowitschia caucasica
Lineage: Eukaryota; Metazoa; Chordata; Actinopteri; Gobiiformes; Gobiidae
Source: the annotation of a GenBank genome assembly